Molecule: messenger RNA, 2853 nt
Organism: Ooceraea biroi (clonal raider ant)
Lineage: Eukaryota; Metazoa; Arthropoda; Insecta; Hymenoptera; Formicidae
Product: homeobox protein aristaless
Biological process (GO): regulation of transcription by RNA polymerase II
Molecular function (GO): DNA-binding transcription factor activity, RNA polymerase II-specific; RNA polymerase II transcription regulatory region sequence-specific DNA binding
Source: RefSeq, a predicted model, not a curated record
UUUCAUUGAGCUUGCGCUAAGAGUGCCUGGGCUCAGUGCAACGCCAACAGUGCUGGACAGCGGACCAUGGAUCUCUUCUUCGAGGCGACGAAGGUAUACGCGCUACGUGUAUCGCCUCGAUCGAGCGCGGAUCGAUCGAUCAGCAAACGACACGCGCGCAGAUUUUCUGCUGCGGAUGUUGAGCGGAGCCUUCAUGAUUCAUACCCGUUGAAAAUUAGAAAAGAGAAUAAGACAAGACGAAAAAUUGGAGAAAUGAUUUGAAUUGAGAAAAUGAAAAACACGCGAAAACCAAAAAAUGGAGACUUAUUCGAUAAAAUCCAGGACGCGUCUGGAAUGCUCUUUCAUGUCGAUAAUAGUAUUUGUGUAUACGAAGAUCUACAAAUUCUUCAUUGUGUCGCAUCUAAAAAACACGAGUGGCUAGAAUGAUCUAAGUGGUAGAAACAGAAAUAUAGAAAACAGAAAGACGACAGAAAGAAUCGUGAUGGAAGAAAGGUUGGAGAGAGGGGCAGUCGCUCGCUGAUCGUCGAGGAUUCACCAGAGGCGGGGGAGCGAGGAAAUGAUGGCGGUGGACCGCAAGAGGCAGCAUCACCGCACCCGCAUGAAGCAGGAUUGGUCGGGUCCCGAGUAUGGGGGCGGCCUGGGCCGGCAUGCUUCGGAAAAUAUAAGCCUGUGUGAGAGAGUGGCGGCUGAUUAACUGGAGACUCGGGACGGAGAAUAGUGGCGAGAGUGAGUGUCCCCACGGAGAGAAUAGAGGACGGACGUUCUCAUCGGGGAGACGUCGUCGUCGCCGCCGCCGUCGCCGUCGUCGUUGGUCCAGUUUUCCAAGGUCUGCCUUGGAAUAAUCGGCCGGCGCGUUGUGCGAGUUAACGCUGCUUAAAACUAAUCAAAAUUAAUCAUAACCCGGGUAACAAUUGAUCGCAAUUGUCGCGCUAGCUCUAUUACGGGUAAUCGGACAAUCGGUUACGGCCGCCUCCUUUUUUUCCAUCCGACAGGAAGCCGGAAAGAAUCUCGGAAGACAAAUCUCGGUGAAGUCACAUGAUGAUUUUCCAUUAUCGAUAUUGAGGUGUGAGACAACAAACGUCUAUCUCUUUGGAGUUUAAUUUAACCGGAGGAGAAUCCAUCAUAUACCACGUGAGGAUGUGGAUUGAAACGGAAUAUACUUAAAAGAAGAAGCGCCACGGGAAGGAAUAACGGAGGGGUGAAUAGUAAUUCGUGAUAUUCACUAUUGGAUCAACUCGGUCAACGGAGAAAUUCAACGUGCAUUCAACAACUACUGCUCAACUUAUUGAAUCAAGGUUUUUCGCGAGCUACAACACAAGAGGCUGUUUAAAAUGGACGGCGCUCCAUCGUGGGACGAUCCGAUCUUUUCGGAUUUCGGAAGUCGUGGGACCACUGGAGCCCACAUUCAGGUGAUGCUGAGUCUGAGUGGCGGCCAUCACGGCGCCGGUGGUGACUUAAUGCCAACUGGCGGUGGUCAACUUCACAAACUGGAUUCAUCUAACAGCCCGUCGCCGCAUCAUCAGACUGCAGCGCAGCAUUCGCAUCAUCUACAACAGCAGCAGCAGCAAAAGGAACUGAAGGAACUCGAACUGUCGGGCAUGUACGCUCCUUUGCCGCCGCAGACUCAAGACGUCACCACGUCAACGUCCACAAGCGUUACGCCAACUUCGACAAGCCUGCAACAAAGUCUGCAGCUCGGCAACGCACUUAAGAGAAAGCACGAUCCCAUCAACGCGCUGGCACCAGUUAACAGCGAAGCACAACCAGCGAAAAAGGAUUCGAAGAAGAAGACUGACAAUAAUAACAUCAAAAAGAAAAAGACGAGAACAACUUUCACGGCGUACCAACUCGAGGAACUGGAAAGAGCUUUCGAGCGGGCACCGUAUCCAGACGUUUUUGCCCGUGAUGAACUUGCAGUAAAGCUUGCUCUGUCUGAGACCCGCGUGCAAGUUUGGUUUCAAAAUCGUAGGGCAAAGUGGCGGAAGAAGGAACCGCCGCGCAAGACAGCCGGCUAUAUGGCCACGGGAUCCGCCAGUCCUGGUUUAUCAGGUUCCUUCACCUCGCUGAAUAAUAAUCUCAACCCAUUCGCAUCGCCGACAACGGCAGCGGGUCCGCCAGACGCGUGGGCGUACUCGUCAGCGUAUGACCUGGCACCUCACUUGAAUCUGCUCAGUCCAUCCAACUCGCCGUAUUCGAGCGCGGCAGCGGCGGCUGCUGCCGCCGGUUUCGGCAACAACGGGGGUGUUUCAUACUCGUCGUACGCAAGCAUGUUGCCAACGCAGCACGACGCAUCACUGUUCGCCGCGCCGACCGCUGUCGCCAAUACUAUGCGGGUCCACCAGGACUAUAUGAACCCCGGUAACAGUCCACCACCGCCACCCGGUGGGCCUCUCACCCGCGCCGAUUAUCAGACGAUGGUGACGACACACUCGCCGCCUACUCAUCUCACGGGUUCCAUAUCCGAGGAUGAACACGGCGGCUGCCUGGCCGAGAAAUACGCGCACGAGCAGGCCGAUUACGGGCAGCAGCAGCAACAGCAGCAGCAACAGCAGCCACCACCGCCGCCACCUGAUCAGAAGCAAGACUAUGGCAUGCACUCACCGCAACAUGCACGCCAGGCUAUGAAAGAUCAGGUGAUGGUGAAGAGCGAGCCUGGCAGCCAACAGAGCUACGUGCAGUUGCCUCCUUUUCUGAACUGACUCGCGGUCUCCUCCGCUCCAGGCUUUUUCUAGACAAUCCGUUGGGGUUUCGUGACGGGCGCGAGGAAUAUUAAAUCUUGGACACUGUCGAUUUUUGAAUGGACUCUCCACUAGCGCUAUUUAAUUUAUGUGUUAUUUUAUUAUGGCCCUAAAA